This is a messenger RNA of Bursaphelenchus okinawaensis, 2068 nucleotides long. NCBI's taxonomy places the organism in Eukaryota, Metazoa, Nematoda, Chromadorea, Rhabditida, Aphelenchoididae. The record is from the annotation of a GenBank genome assembly.
AUGAACGUUCUCCACUUGUCACUCUUUGUAACAAUAAGUAAGCGUUCCGGAGGCAAUAAGCAAAAGUUUAGGUUGUGCGUUGCACUGUCCGCGGAAUGUGCCUUAUUUCUCCACCGUUCAGUGCAUUCCGAAUCCGAGUUUGAGUCAGGCACGAUGUCCUAGUGGCUACAGAUGUCGGCCGGCCAGGGAGGAGUUCUCGGCCACGGAUUUGUACUUUAUCUGUUGUGACUCUAGUGAUAUGCAAGUGGCUGAUUGUAGGUUGUUGAUUGUUUUUUGGUGUUAGGGAUGGUAUUAUAGAAAACGUAUUUUACUAGUCUUAAAUUGAAUUUUCAGCUAUGAAAUUUGAGAUUUUGUGGUAAAAAUGAAUUUUUUUAAAAUUUUGUUUUUUUUUGGUAGUGAAUAUAAUAUAAAACACCUUGAAAUCAGAUGUUGUUGUAGCUGUAUUAGGCUAAAAACUGGAACAUUUAUAGAACAAAAUUUGCUCUAUCUAUACCUAAAAUAUUUUUCAUUUUGAUUGCCGUUAAGUUGGUCAAAAAGUGCGUAGAACAAGCUGUGUCUCGACUCAAAAGACGUUCAUUGCUAGUUUUAGCUUUAUCUUUUAAAAAUUUAAAUUUACGUUUAAAAAAUAUGUAAAUUAAUUAAAUUAAUAAUAUAUUCUUCGUAUUUUACCUCCCAAAUUUUAGACUUUCUAGAAGCCCAAUUGUCUCCAGAAUACGUACCGCAAAUCCCAUUUACUCUGCUCCGGUCGAUAGUUCUACUAGAUCAGAAGAGCGGCCAAAGAGUGAUUGUUGAAGAGUUUGAUGGUGAGGUUUCUGGAGUCGAUCGUGUCCCAAAUGACACUGCCAGCUAUGAUCGACUGGAUUUUGUGCAAUUUGAGAGGGAAAUCGACCCGAAUGCUGGUCGAUUCUUGCAUUUUUUGUUGGCUAGAGGUAAAAUACGUGAAUGAUUUUUAUUUUGGUUUUUUUGGGGGAUAUGAUACAUGGUUUUGAUGUAAAAUACGAUAUUUUUUGUGUUCAGUACUUUUUUAAAUAUUUUUUUUGAAAAUUAAAAUUUCGAAAUUUAAAAUUUUUUUUAAAUUUCCGGUUAUCAUGGUUAAUAUUUUAGGCGUAGUAACGAGACCAACCCAGAUUCAGAUGUAUUAUGAUUACCCAAAUUUUGGUCAGGAAUGGAGUAACAUAACCGAGCUUGAUCAAAGGCUGCGACGGGGUUUUAUUGAGUAUACCACUAAUGAAACUGUACCUAAACAAGCUUUUUGUAAGUCUUACAGUAGGGUAUGGUAGGACAGAGAAUUGGGUAGGGUAGAGUAGGGUAGGGUAAUGUAGGGUAGGGUAAGGUAGGGUAGGGUAGGGUAGGGUAGGGCAGGGUAGGGUAGGGUAGGGUAGGGUAGGGUAGGGUAGGGUAGGGUAGGGUAGGGUAGGGUAGGGUAGGGUAGGGUAGGGUAGGGUAAGAUAGGGUAGGGUAGGGUAGGGUAGGGUAAGAUAGGGUAGGGUAGGGUACGGUACGGUAGGGUAAGGAUAUGAUAUGAUAAGAACGGCAGAAAAUAAUGUGGUAAAAGGAAUGGUAAAAUACGAUCAAACCAUUUUUUUUAGACCGCGACAUGUUUGUAGUACUAUCAUUUCGUACUGAGCAGCCUCUGGGAGCAUCUCGAGAUGCUGAGACCCAGCUUGAUAAAGUCUUGGAGACCACAAAUGGAGAUUUGAGUAGACUUUUAAGUCAUGAACACUUUGGCAGCCGGCUGGGAGCUCCAAUCGGUGGCUACUUUUUUCAUGUGAGUUUUGAAUGUUCUUAUCAGGUAUUAUCAGCGAUAAAAGUUUUAGCUGUAAAAACAACAAAAAAUUUUGAUUUUAUAGGACAAGGUUGGGUUACAGAAGCGCUAGGGUAAAGAAUGAGUAAAAUAGUGUAGCCAGAAAAGGGUAGGGUGAAAAAGGGUGUAAUAUUGUUAUUUUAGUUAACCAGCCGUGGAACGGUAUUCAAAUCUCUGCAAGACGAUAAUGAUAUUAACUUUGCUUUUAAUGCACAGUUAAACACUUUUGUAGCGAUGAUGGUACUUUUGCUGUUGUUAAUGUAA